AUGUCUCCUAGCGCCAUCAACGAGGGCUUUCCCAGCCCGUCCACCAUACCCACCACAACAGUGGUGGUAGUAGGCGCUGGCCCCUCAGGCCUAAUGCUAACAAACAAUCUCAUCCGCUACGGCACACCCGUGACUCUCCUCGACGACCGCCCGACAGCUACAUCAACCGGCAAAGCCGACGGUCUGCAACCGAAGACCAUCGAGACGCUGAAACAGCUGAGGCUAUCGGAUGAGUUGCUCCGCAAUGGGGCGAAGGUGUAUGAUAUUUGUUUCUGGGAAUCCACCCCCCAAUCCCCAACCCUCACCCGCACAUCCCGUCAAACACACUACCCCGAGCACCUCGUCGGCGCCUCAGACCCCUACAUUCUCCUCGCACACCAGGGCAUGCUCGAGGACGUGCUUAUCAAAGAUAUAGAAGAUCGUGGGGGAAACGUACAGCGAAACAGCCCGUUCGUGUCCGUGUCUAAAACACAGGACGGGAAUGGAGAGCUAGAAGUUACCUACAACGACAACACAACAAACACGAAAAAGAUUAUUCGUACGAAAUACCUCGUUGGAUGCGAUGGCGCGAGAUCCAAGGUUCGGGACUUUAUUCCUGGCGCGCAGUUGGAGGGGGAAAUGAGUAAUGCUUCUUGGGGGGUGUUGGAUGGAGUCAUCGACACCGAUUUCCCCGACCUAUGGAGUAAGGUGGCUGUUCGCUCGCACACGGCGGGAUCUAUCCUCUGGAUUCCGAGGGAGCGCGGUAUGACGAGACUGUAUGUUGAACUUAGUUCCACGGACGGGGAGAGGGUCGAUAGGGCCAAGGCGACGCCAGAGUAUGUUAUGGCUAGGGCACGAGAGGCGAUGCAGCCUUUCCGGCUGGAGUGGAAGGAAAUCGAAUGGUUCGGCAACUACGUCGUCGGCCAACGCGUCGCUCGGCGAUUCAUCGACCCCGAGAACCAGAUCUUUAUUGCAGGCGAUGCCGGCCACGUACACUCCGCCCUCGCAGCCCAAGGGGCCAACACCAGCAUGCACGACAGCGUGAACCUCGCGUGGAAACUGAACCUCGUAGCCCGAAACCUCGCCCCAGCAUCCCUACUAAACACCUACUCCGAGGAACGACGGAAGAUCGCUAACGACCUGAUUGCCUUUGAUGCAGGGCACGUCGCGGCGUUCGAGAAAGGCGAGGCGGCACUUGCUCGAAACUUCGAGGAGAAUAUCCGAUUUAUCUCCGGUGUUGGGGCUGAGUAUGACGCUGGGGCUCUUACGAAGUCAGCUGAUGGUAAAGUGAAGGGAGGGAUUCAGGCGGGCACAUUGACUCGUCCUGCGAAGGUGACGAGGUAUAUUGAUGCUAACCUGAUGGAUCUGCAACUCGAUAUCCCGAUGAUGGGACAGUUUAAGGUGGUUUUGUUUGUGGGGGAUGUGGUUGGUGGGAAGGGGUUUUUGCAAGGGUUUUGUGGAGAGGAUGCGUUGGAGGGGGUGAAUGGGGUGGCAAGGGAGUCGUAUAAGAAGUGUCCUCGGGGGGUUAGUGAUGGGGACAAGUAUUUCCCAUUGGAGAGGUAUACGACUGUCUCGGAGGUGGUGACGUACGGGUUAGUGACGAGGAGUCAAAAAAGGGAGUUCGAGCUUGGGGAUUUGCCCGAGUUGUUGCAGAAGAGUCGGUGGACGGUGUAUUUGGAUGAUGUGGAGGGCGGGGAAGGGUGUACUGGGAAGUGGAUGGGGGAGAUGGAAAGGGAUCAGGUCGGGGUGAUGGUUGUCAGGCCGGAUGGGUAUGUUGGGGCAAAGGGGGUGUGGGGAUGGAGUGAGGGAGAAGGAUCGAGGGCAGCAGAGUGGGUUGGGGAGUAUCUGGCUUUGGGGAAGUAG
Molecule: messenger RNA, 1842 nt
Organism: Aspergillus tubingensis
Lineage: Eukaryota; Fungi; Ascomycota; Eurotiomycetes; Eurotiales; Aspergillaceae
Product: FAD binding domain protein
Exons: 6
Coding region: 1-1842 (613 amino acids)
Molecular function (GO): FAD binding
Source: RefSeq, a predicted model, not a curated record